Molecule: messenger RNA, 846 nt
Organism: Anoplophora glabripennis (Asian longhorned beetle)
Lineage: Eukaryota; Metazoa; Arthropoda; Insecta; Coleoptera; Cerambycidae
Exons: 2
Coding region: 1-846 (281 amino acids)
Biological process (GO): multicellular organism development; proteasome-mediated ubiquitin-dependent protein catabolic process
Cellular component (GO): cytoplasm
Molecular function (GO): ubiquitin protein ligase activity; ubiquitin conjugating enzyme binding
Source: RefSeq, a predicted model, not a curated record
AUGUUACCGUGGAGUAAGGUGGAGCAACAUGAAGGAAAUUGUCAUUACAAGACCAUAAAGUGCCCCGUAUGUUUCGGCGAGAUAUUAAUCGAUCGUCUUGGAGAACAUAUCACCGACAAACACAAGGAGAAUAUAAACAACGACUUCAGUAAGAAUGGUUGGCGAAUCCAUAUAAGAAAUAACUAUAUAUUCUUUGUCGAAGUAGAUAGACAGUACUUCUUCAUUUACAUUCGACAGUGGAAUAGGGUAGCUGUUAUGAGUACCAGAUACAGCAAAUACACUAAGUUUAAUGUUAAACUGAAAAUAAAUGCAGAAGAUUACUAUGCGGUGUCUAUCGAUAAUCUGCCCGUUAUUCCCUAUAAUAAUAACAUAGAUAAAAUUAAUGCAAAUAAUUUUACGAACAAACUUAGCAAUAACCUUACCAACAUCUUUAAUAACUGCUCUACUUAUAUAAGGUUUUACGUAACAUUAAUCGCUGACGAAUCUGUGGAUGCAGAUAAAUCCAAGGACGAAAAAGGUAGAAAGGAACAGGAACAAAAUCCCGUACAGUUCAAUGUGGAGGUUAAUAGGAAAGCUCUGACAUGUCCCUACUGCGUGACGUAUAUGGCAGCUCCAAUAUUCGCGUGUGUUAGUGGCCACACCAUCUGCAUGGAGUGUAAAUCUCGAUUGGAGAAAUGCCCCACAUGCCAGGCUUCUCUUGAUGGACCAAGAAUUUACACCCUGGAGGAGAUGGCCGACGACGUGGAAAUACCCUGCCAAUUCAACAUCAAUGGGUGUCCGUUGAUAGGCAAUGUCUCCAGAUUGCGUACGCACGAAUCGGAAUGCAUGUUCAGUCAAACUUCUUAG